This is a messenger RNA of Cooperia oncophora, 411 nucleotides long. NCBI's taxonomy places the organism in Eukaryota, Metazoa, Nematoda, Chromadorea, Rhabditida, Trichostrongylidae. The record is from the annotation of a GenBank genome assembly.
AUGCAUUCACUGCUGAUGACUAUACUCGCUCAUUUCGAGCUUUUAAUGGCGGUUCAAGGACGUUCAGAAUGUUUUCUGGUUGUCGGACGACUGCGAUGUCCAACCAAUCCGCGGAAAGCUGUCGGUGUCAAAAUCGACCUUCUAGACGAAGAUCCUCUUCCUUUCGAAAGUGAUGAUCUUAUGGGACGAACAUGGUCGAUCUAUAAUGGCUCAUUCAGUGUAUCCGGUUGUGGAGCCGACUUUGGUCCGAUCAACACUCCGGACGCCUAUCUGCGAAUCGAGCACUCGUGUCCACACCGUUCAGACGGUCGAAACGAAGCGAUCGAGCUCGAUGUGUUGCCCAUAUUCAUGCCUAGAGUCGUCAAUCUGGGAUCGAUAUAUCUCGAUCGAUAUGUAAAUGAUCCAGAUUGA